AAACUCCGUUGCCGGACGCACACCGAAGAAGGCCCCCAACACUAGUUUUUUGCUUUAGUUUGCCUGCUGAAGUUCAAAAAGUUAGACGUCGUGUGUCCCAGUCGGAAGAAAUGAGUAUCAUACCGAAAACUGUAAAUCCGGAUUUACAAAAAGAGCGCGCGAAGGCCUCUUUCAAUGUGGAAGAUUUUGCUCUGUGGUAUCAUGGUGGCGAAGAGAAAUUGAAAUUCAAGAGAUUUUUUGAAUCAUACAUCUUUAAGGAUUUGGACGAUUCGCGUAACAGUUUCCAAGAUUGGUCACAUGAAGAAAUUUUCGCUGACGCCCUCAAGAAUGGCAUUGAAUUGGCCAAAAAAUUGCGCAAGUUGCAAGAGGAAGUGAAUCCGGGUGGCAAUGAUAUUUGGCCAGCCCUCUAUGGUAGCCCAGAUGCAUGGGGAGCUAUGCCGUCGGGAAAUCCAUUCUCAGUACAUUUCGCCAUGAUGGUAGGUUGUAUUCGCCAACAGGGUACCGAUGAACAAUACGAAAAAUUUGGCAAGCGAGCUGAGAAUUUUGAAAUUACCGGAGCCUAUGCCCAAACCGAAUUGGGGCAUGGAACAUUUUUAAGAGGUUUGGAGACCAGGGCGGAUUUUGAUCGCAAAACGGAUGAGUUUGUUUUGAAUACACCCACCAUUACAUCGUACAAAUGGUGGCCCGGUGGAUUGGGUCAUGCCGCCAACUACUGUGUUGUGGUGGCCAAUCUCUAUAUCGACAAUGACCCAAAGGGUGUGGCCAUGUUUAUGGUCCAGCUGCGUGAUGAAAAAACUCACAUGCCAUUGCCGGGCAUUGAUGUGGGUGAUAUUGGCAAGAAAAUGGGUUUUGCUGGUGUCAACAAUGGCUAUUUGGGUUUGAAAAAUGUAAGGAUACCACGAACAAAUAUGUUGAUGCGUCAUGCCCAGGUAUUGCCCGACGGUACUUAUGUCAAGAGUCCUGCUUCAGUAUUGGCCUAUUUUACCAUGGUCUUUGUUCGUUGUUUAAUUGUGCGCAACAAUUCGACCAUGUUGUCAAUGGCUUCAACCAUUGCCACACGCUACUCGGCGGUGCGCAGACAAAGUCCCAUUAAUCCCAAAGAACCUGAGCCCCAAAUCAUCGAUCAUGUUACCCAACAAAUGAAGCUGUUCCCCGAAAUUGCCACCAGCAUUGCCUACAGGCUAUCAUCAACCAAGUUAUGGCAAUUGUAUGAUCAAACGGCCGAAGAUAUCAAAUGUGGUGAAUUUGGUCGCCUGCCAGAAAUGCAUGCCCUGGCUUGUUCGCUGAAGGCUUUAUGUUCCAGAGAUUCGGCAAAUGGUGUGGAACGUUUACGUUUGGCCUGUGGUGGUCAUGGCUACUUGGCCUCAGCUCAGUUGGCAAAUUUAUAUUCGGCUGCCACUGCUGCCUGUACAUAUGAGGGUGAAAACACAGUUCUGCUAUUGCAAGUUGGUAGAUUCCUAAUGAAAUCAUGUCGCAUGCUCAUGGCUGGCAAGCCUUUGGUACCCACAAUUUCCUAUUUGCAAGAUGCCAUCAAAGUUAAUGGUCUUGAGAAAUGGACGGGAUCCUGGCAAAAUAUUCUGCAGGCCUUACAAAUUGCCACAGCACAUAAAAUCCGCAUAACAUUUGAAAACUUAACUGCUCGCCUUAAGGCUGGCCAAACUGAGGCAGAAGCUGCCAACAAUACCGGCAUAGAAUACACCCAGGCAGCCGAGUUACACGGCACCUGCUUCGUUGCGGCCACUUUCUUGGAAGAAGUCACAGGACCCAAUGCCAAAAAUCGCAGCCCUGCCCUUAAUAAAGUUUUGGAAAAUCUAUUGGAAUUAUUCUUGGUUAAUACUGCCCUGAAGUAUAUGCAUGAAAUUUUGAGAGUUGCCAAUAUUUCCGACAUGGAAUUGCGUGCCUUGCAAACACGACUGGAAGAUGUACUUAAGGCCCUGCGUCCCGAUGCCGUAGCCAUUUGUGAUGGCUUCGAUUUUCAUGAUAGAAAUCUGAAAUCCACUUUGGGCUCCUAUGAUGGUAAUGUCUAUGAACGCAUUUUUGAAGAGGCCAAAAAGAGUCCGCUAAACAAGAAACCUGUACCCGAUGUUAUCUACACACAUUUGCAACCAUUUAUGAAAGCUAAGAUGUAAAGAUCAAAGCGAAGUCGUGUCUUUUUGUAAAUAAUUUUGGUAUUAUUUUGACAUUUAUUUUAAUUAAAUUUUAUAAAAAUUAAA
Messenger RNA from Musca domestica (house fly), 2213 nucleotides. RefSeq names its product probable peroxisomal acyl-coenzyme A oxidase 1. Gene Ontology annotation, cellular component: peroxisome. The record is from RefSeq and is a predicted model, not a curated record. Bases 111 to 2129 code for a protein of 672 amino acids. NCBI's taxonomy places the organism in Eukaryota, Metazoa, Arthropoda, Insecta, Diptera, Muscidae. Gene Ontology annotation, biological process: fatty acid beta-oxidation using acyl-CoA oxidase; lipid homeostasis. Gene Ontology annotation, molecular function: FAD binding; acyl-CoA oxidase activity; fatty acid binding. The transcript has 8 exons.